CUUUCCAGCAGUUACACAACAGCAGCAUCCCUAUAAAUUGGAGUCAGCCCUGCCCCACCCCAGGAGUCUGGCAGGACGCAGAGCAGAGGAAGGAGUCCCAGAGGUUGCCAGAGAACCUCAGAGGCCAACACCUAGAAGAGCGUUUCGACCUUGGCCAUGCCUGCGUCAGGAGACACGAUUGUGAUGCCGGCCCUGGGUCGCCCUUUCCAGCUGGGGAUGCUGUACGACUGCCGCAAGGACACCCUCAUCCCAGGCAUCACUUUAUGGGACCUGGAGACAUUUCAGAAUCACAUACAGACAAAACCACAGUCCAAGACCGAAUUUCAGAUUGUUGCAUCUGAUACCACUGAAGACAAGACCUCUGCCCUGAAUGUCAAAGCAUCACUGAAGGCCAGUUUCAUGUCUGGCCUGGUGGAAGUGGAUGGCUCCGCAGAGUAUUUAAAUGAUACCAAGACAUCAAAGCAUCAAGCCCGCAUUUCUCUCCUGUACUCAACUACGACACAGUUUAAGCAGCUGACUAUGAACCAAUUAGGGCAUCACAGUAUCUCUUACCCUGAGGUGUUUGACCAAGGCACGGCCACCCACGUGGUCACGGCUGUGCUGUACGGGGCACAGGCGAUUUUUGUCUUCGAUCAGGACAUUUCUUCCUCUGAGAAUGUACAAGACAUACAGGGAAAACUCCACGUUAUAAUUAAAAAGAUACCCCAGGUCUCCAUUGAAGGGGAAGGAGCUCUCAAAAUGGAUGACAUGGAAAAGAAACUUGCUGAAAAGCUCAGCUGUAAGUUUUAUGGUGAUUUUGCUCUUGAGAACAAUCCAGUUACUUACCAAAAUGCCAUAACAAUUUAUUCCACCCUCCCAAAGCUGCUGGGUGAGAACGGGGAGAAGGCCGUACCAGUGAGAGUCUGGCUGUACCCGCUGACCCAGCUGGAUUCCAGAGCUGCUCAGAUGGUGCGUGAGAUCAGUACAAUGCUCAUCUUCGAUGUUCAAAUAGCCCUGGAGCGGCUGACAGAACUGGACAUGCGAUGCAACGACUUGGGGAAGAAUCCGAUUGCCAGAACCUUCCCUGAAACGCAGAAAAAAAUCCAGCUAUUCAAAGAUCUGUGCAUGCAACACAGACAGACUUUCCAGAAAGAGCUGGCAGGACUCUUACCCUCCAUCCGUGGAGGGGGGAAAGAGGAAGAGGCCCUGGUGGACAAUCUGUCACGCAAAAACCUGUCACCCUUCAACACUCUGAAACUCAGUGAGUUUCUGGAUAUAAAGGAGAGAGAGAUGAAUUAUGUGGCAAACCUUAGUGCCCUAAGCAAGGCAGAAGUGAUGCCCUCUCAGAUUGAACUAGAGAAAACAGUGCUUGAUCCUGGGUUUGACUUUGUCGUUUCUUUCACAUUCACCUCUUUACACGACGAGGAGCCAUAUUUAUCUGAUUUACAUCUCUGGCUUCAUGCCCAGUCUACAAAGGACACUCAGGAUCCUGCACCAGCUGGUUCUGCCAGUGAGGAACCAAAAUGCAAAAUGUGGUUUGAGGACAAGGAAAUACGUAAAAAAGCACGAAUAUCUGCCAAGUGCUUUUCAGCUUUUGCCCGUGGCAAUGAAGCUAACAAGAAGACCCGGUUCAUUGUGGCCUCUGUCCCAGACAAGAUCAAUCCAGGCGCUUCCAUUUACCUGUAUGAGGAUGGAGAACUGGUCAGUACCGAUUUCCAGCCCCCAUCAAAGCCUCUUCCUCUCUUGAUUGGUGGAGUCCGACAUGACCGUGUGCAGCUCACGCUGAAACCGGCAGCCUAUGGCAGGGCUGAGAUAUGCGGCUACCAGGCAGAGUACAGACGUGUGGGGCAGGAGAACUGGGUGGCUGUGAAUGUCAGUAACACACAAGAGACACUCACAGUCACAGGGCUCCGUCCAAACACCCAGUACCAGUUCCGAUACGCGGCCGUGAGCAAACCAGGGCUCAGCGAGAGCAGCGACGUGAGCGACACAGUGAAGACGCUUCCUCCUACCAGUCCGCCUGGGAAACCUGCAGCAGCUAAUAUAGAAUUAUCAGCCAUCACCCUGACCUGGGAGAGUCCACGUGCCAUUGGAGAUGGAGUCAGUAUAAGCGAGUACAAGGUGCAAUACAGAAAGGAGGCUGGAGAAGACAAAUGGCUGGAGCGAAGGACAGGAAAUAGAACCGAGACCUACACCGUUGAUGGACUGAAGCCUGGGACACCCUACAGAUUCCGGGUGUCGGCUGUGUGUGCGGACGGGGCUGUGAGUGACCCCAGUGAGGAGAAUUCAAUCUCAAUGCUAAAAGAGAAUCUGACUCUGGAUCCAGCCACGGCACAUCCUGAGCUCGUCCUGUCUGCAGACCUAAGAAGCGUGAGCCGGGGACCGGAGAAGCAGAGGCUGCCUGACAAUCCAGAGAGAUUUGAUUAUUCUUUGUGUGUGCUGGGCUCUCAGGGUUUCACCUCGGGGAAACAUUCCUGGGAGGUGAAGGUGGAGGGGGGGCACACCAGAGACUGGGCUGUGGGAGUCGCUAGGGAGUCUGUGCAGAGGAAGGGAGAGGUUGGCUUUACCCCAGAGGAGGGGGUCUGGGUGGGGGUGCGGCAGUGGGAUGAUACCCUUGACUACCGGGCUCACACCAAUCCUAUCACCCACCUGUCCUUGAGCAGAGAACCCAAGAGGAUCCGGGUCUCUCUGGACUAUGAAGGGGGGCUGGUGGCAUUUAAUUAUGCUGAUGACCUGGCCCCGAUCUUCACUUUCCAACAGGCCUCUUUCAAUGGGGAGAAAAUCUUCCCUUUCCUCUGGGUGUGGGGUACAGGAUUCCAGCUGACCCUGCAUUCCUAAGCCGUAGGGCAGCGGGGCCUGGCCAGCACUAUUGGAUGCAUUCAU
Messenger RNA from Pelodiscus sinensis (Chinese soft-shelled turtle), 2862 nucleotides. NCBI's taxonomy places the organism in Eukaryota, Metazoa, Chordata, Testudines, Trionychidae. The record is from RefSeq and is a predicted model, not a curated record.